Sander lucioperca (pikeperch) is the source of this 1804-nucleotide messenger RNA. Its product is annotated as homeodomain-interacting protein kinase 3-like. Lineage: Eukaryota; Metazoa; Chordata; Actinopteri; Perciformes; Percidae. The record is from RefSeq and is a predicted model, not a curated record. Gene Ontology annotation, molecular function: transcription corepressor activity; SMAD binding; transcription coactivator activity. Gene Ontology annotation, cellular component: nucleus; PML body; cytoplasm. The transcript has a single exon. Gene Ontology annotation, biological process: peptidyl-serine phosphorylation; peptidyl-threonine phosphorylation; smoothened signaling pathway. Bases 90 to 1604 code for a protein of 504 amino acids.
GGUCAGAGAUCAAAGACAAACAGUAACAUUCUGAAUGUGACGUCAGCAUUCCAUAAUUCCUUUGACAGAAUCAGUCAGCAGGCUUUCAGAUGAGAUGUAUUAAUACAACAAUCACACUCGAUCCAGAAAGACAUCUUUUAGAAAUGGCUCCAACAAUACCACUUUACAACAAAACCAAUUUUCAGAUAGAAGAACAGGAAGUUCUGCCUACUACGUCAGGUGGCUACCUGGUAGAGACCUUUCUGGGGGAGGGGAGGUUUGGGAAAGUGGCCAGAUGCCUAAAACUAAAAACCAAUGAGAAGAUGGCGCUGAAGAUUGUGCGGACUGACGCAGGCACGACUGGCAAAAGAGAGGUGGCCAUGCUAAGAAGACUCAGGAAGCUUGACGAAGACAAGAACAACUUGGUCAGGAUGACCGAGUAUUUUAGGCACAAAGGACACUACUGUCUGGUGUUUGAAAUGCUUGACACGAGUCUGCACGAUCUGAUGAAAGAGAGGAACUCCAAGCCGCUGUGUUUGUCUGGGAUCAGAGUGAUCUCCCAGCAGAUGCUGGUGGCUCUGAAUGCCCUCAAGAGCAUCGGCCUGCUGCACACAGACAUCAAACCAGACAAUGUGAUGCUGGUUAACCACAAGCUGCAGCCCUUCAGGGUGAAACUGAUUGACUUUGGUUUGGCUGCUACAGUUUCCACAAUGUUCCUUGGCACCAUUCAGGCCCUCGGCUACAGGGCCCCCGAGGUCAUCCUGGGCCUCCCAUUGGACGAGGCUGUAGACAUGUGGUCUCUGGGCUGCGUUUUGGCCUUCCUGUACCUGGGCAAGCACCUGUAUCCAACACACUGCGAAUACGAGGUGAUGAGAGUGAUCGUGCAGAUGCAGGGUCAGCCCGGCGAUCGCCUGCUGAAUAACGGGAUUAAUACCAGGAACUUUUUCAGCAAGAACAAAGAGUUCUCCGUUCCAAAAUGGAGGCUGAACACUCAAAAGGAAUACAAGCUCAAAACAGACUCCAUGACCAAAUGCCGCAAUGGCAUUUACGACAAGUUGAACAGUCUGGAGGACGUGGCAAGGUUCCACCCAACAGUGAAGCAGGCCACCGAGUAUGAUGACACACUGGCUUUUUUAAGCCUCCUCAAACGGAUGCUGCAUGUGGAUUGUAAAAAGAGAAUCUCCCCCAGCGAAGCUCUUGGGCACCGUUUCAUCACAAUGAGACACUUACCUCGUCACACUCACGACCGCUCUUAUGUGACUGCAGCACGUUCCACCCUCAGAGACUGCGGACUGUCGAAGCAGUCGUCAGUCCAGUUCAAGCGCUUUGUAACGUCCAGCGAAGCGGUACAUUGGAAUGAAGCGUCCAUUGCUAACUCGAAUGACUCACUAUCAGCCGAUGAAGAAACUGCUGCUGGCCCUAAUGAGGCAGCUUCACCCGCCUCUGUUACCCAUCAUUCAGACGGGGUCAACGGCAGCAGUGAUAACGAGACCUACAGAAGCCUCGUCGAAGUCAAAACCUGGAAGUUUUUCAAGAUGGCCUGGCGGUUCUUCACUAGGAUUUUUAAGUUUGUACGUUGCUGCAGAGGUGAUGUUACAAAUGAAAGACACGCCACAUCUGAAUGAAGACAUAUCGUCAGCCAACACUCACUGCACAGCAAGAAGGUUCGGGGUUGGAACCUGCCUUCCUGCAUAGAGCUGUGGACGUCCUCCCCAUGGCUACGUGGGUUUACUCCGGUUCCCCUCUCUCCCACAGUCCAGGCACAAGCAGAAUAGGUUUACUAGUGCCUACAGAAGUGACCCUGAAAACUAUAUGUGGGUAGAGA